CGUUGCGUAAUAUAAAAAAGCUCAAAAGAUGCAAACAAGAUUGGCGAUUUCUUCAUCUACAAAACUUCAUCGACUCUUAUUGGCACAAUCUCAAAAGUACAAAUCAUUUUCCUCUUCUAGUGGAGGUCGAACAGCUGAUCCUGCCAUUCAUUCUGGACCUCUUGAAGGAGAUGACUUGGAGGAAUCAGUAAAGGUAGCAGAAAAUGAAAAGAAACAACCCAAUAUAAAGUCUGUUAACACCAAGGAUGCAUUUGUGCCACACAAAUCACCUAUCAGGUCAUCUCGAAAGAUCGAAAGCACGGGCGUUAACCAACCUAUAGACCCAUUGACACAACAAAAACGACAGAAAUCUAGUAAUGCUACCGAUGAAACGUCAUUAAAAGAUGUUAGUUGUGCUGAUUUGGAUGAUUCUCCGUGGCCUGACGAAUCGAAAAGCAGGGGAGAUAAAUUUGAAGAUGACAAAGAGUAUUUUAGUCAUCAUAAGCCAUCUCCAUUAGCGGAAAUGGAGAUGGCUGAUACGAGGAAGCCAAUUACGCAGGCGACUGAUGCGCCUGCGGAUGAUGGCAUUGCUCUGUAUCCCGCCCCUUGGGGCGGGAUGAUGGUGUGGAGGCCGGAACAAUUGGAUACGGCUGAAGAGGCUCUUUUGAGAGCUGUGGAGAUAUGGAAAAUGAAUGCUAUGAGAGGUGAUCCGGAUUCACCUCAAGGUAGGAUUCUUAGAAAGCUUCGUGGUGAAAACUGGUGAUUUAUGUUUUAUGAUGAUUUGGUCUUGUUUUCUUUUAUGAAAACAGACAUCAUGUUUGUAAAUGGAAAUGUCAAGACUCAAGGGUAUUAUGGGU
Solanum verrucosum is the source of this 836-nucleotide messenger RNA. RefSeq lists its product as uncharacterized. Bases 29 to 742 code for a protein of 237 amino acids. The record is from RefSeq and is a predicted model, not a curated record. The transcript has 2 exons. NCBI's taxonomy places the organism in Eukaryota, Viridiplantae, Streptophyta, Magnoliopsida, Solanales, Solanaceae.